AAAAAAAAGUAACACGCGACCUCAGGUCCGCAGCUAUAAAAGCCCUCCGCCUCCGCGGGCGGCUGCGGCUCCCGAUUCCACUUCGAAUUCUAGGGUUUUGCUGCUCACCUUGCCGUCGACGCCGCAUCAGGUGCGGCUCCUCGCGUGAGAGAGACUAGGAUGGCGCUGCCGAAUCAGGGCACCGUGGAUUACCCCAGCUUCAAACUCGUCAUCGUCGGGGAUGGCGGCACGGGUAAAACCACAUUUGUGAAGAGGCAUCUCACCGGAGAGUUUGAGAAGAAAUAUGAACCAACCAUUGGUGUUGAAGUUCAUCCAUUGGAUUUCACCACGAACUGUGGUAAGAUCCGUUUCUAUUGCUGGGACACUGCUGGGCAAGAGAAGUUUGGUGGCCUUCGGGAUGGAUACUAUAUCCAUGGCCAGUGUGCGAUUAUUAUGUUUGAUGUGACUUCAAGACUGACAUACAAGAAUGUUCCCACAUGGCAUAGGGACCUGUGCAGGGUGUGUGAAAACAUCCCCAUCGUCCUCUGUGGUAACAAGGUUGAUGUGAAGAACAGGCAGGUCAAAGCCAAACAGGUCACUUUCCACAGGAAGAAGAACCUGCAGUACUAUGAGAUUUCUGCCAAGAGCAACUACAACUUUGAGAAGCCUUUCCUUUAUCUUGCAAGGAAACUGGCUGGUGAUCCGAACAUUCAUUUUGUUGAAGCGGUUGCUCUUAAGCCUCCCGAAGUUACUAUUGACAUGGCUAUGCAGCAACAGCAUGAAGCUGAGCUUGCUGCAGCGGCAGCACAACCUCUUCCUGAUGACGAUGACGAUCUGAUUGAGUAGAGAGAGGAUCAUGAGUCUAUCAUACUUGAGCAGACGGAGUUGUGCUUUCCAUAAUAGUGGUUUUAGGGUGAAGAGUUAGCGUGGUUUGUCUUUCUCGUCUCUCGGACGUGACGAAACUUUCGAAUGUGUGACAUCGAUCGACAUGUUGCCAUGAAUUUGUUGGCUACUCCAUACAUUUCUUUGUAACUCUGUUGGUAAACGUUGUUGUGGCAGUCGUUUUGUACUGCCAAGAUUAUCUAUGAAACUGCUUUCGGCAUAA
Phragmites australis (common reed) is the source of this 1084-nucleotide messenger RNA. RefSeq names its product GTP-binding nuclear protein Ran-2-like. Gene Ontology annotation, biological process: protein import into nucleus; ribosomal subunit export from nucleus. Gene Ontology annotation, cellular component: cytoplasm; nucleus. Lineage: Eukaryota; Viridiplantae; Streptophyta; Magnoliopsida; Poales; Poaceae. The transcript has 8 exons. The record is from RefSeq and is a predicted model, not a curated record. Bases 160 to 825 code for a protein of 221 amino acids. Gene Ontology annotation, molecular function: GTP binding; GTPase activity.